Olea europaea var. sylvestris is the source of this 977-nucleotide messenger RNA. RefSeq lists its product as uncharacterized. The transcript has 2 exons. The coding region runs from base 168 to 809 and encodes 213 amino acids. The record is from RefSeq and is a predicted model, not a curated record. Lineage: Eukaryota; Viridiplantae; Streptophyta; Magnoliopsida; Lamiales; Oleaceae.
UAAACAAAGUUUUCACAAAAUUCAAACUCACGAAGAAUCUCCUUUUAUUCCCUCCUUGUUUAACCUCUUUUUAUAAGUUUCAAUCCCUUUAAUUAUUUCUUCUCUAUGAUAAGCAUUUUCAAAGAGUUUAUGAAAAUUAUUUCAUAAAUAUUUUGUAUUACACAUACAUGGCCAAGAUGAUUCUGAGAUCAAACGCCAAACCACCACUUGCCCGGUCGCCGAUUAGGCUUCGCCCCAUUCGUUCUCUUCAAUCCACUGUCAACACCACCACUAAAACCCCACCAGGUUCCUUACCAAACUCCCAGUUGCCUAAACGCAAUUGGGAUAAGAAAGAACCGAAUCUUCGACGGGAGUACCGGACAAUUUCAUGUGAAUUGAGGUCUUUGGCUAAAAUGGUACAUCAAGAAUUUGGAACAAGGGAUUAUGUUGGAUUUGAUGGAGAUGGUUUUAAUGUUAAUAGUAGUUGUUUGUUUGAAAGGGGCAGGUUUUAUGAAGAGUACUCAGCUAGAAGAAAUGAGAUGUUGAAGAGAAAGAAAGGGGAAGAGGAGAAGAAGGCAGUGUAUGAUCUUGGUGUUAAAGUUGAUUCUUCAAAGAAAAGUGGGCCGACGAAGUUUGAGAGCAGGAAGAAAACGGCAGCUGCUGCCACGCCCAUGGCGGAGAGGAGGGAGGCUGCAAUGCAUCGUUAUUCGUUGAGGCGUUGUAGAAACAAGGCCAAGGAGAACGAGAAGCCUCCUCCCUUGCCUCUGUAUGGUGAGAAAUCUUGCAUUUCACAGAGAAAAGUUGGAGUUAGAAAGGUGAGGAAGAAGUGAUUUUGAGCAUGUUUGGCUUAGCUUAAAAGUACUUACAAAAUAGUACACUUUUUAAGCUUAGCCAUAGGAUGGAUAUAUUAUUUGUUGAAACUUCAGUUGUGUGUUUUUGUGCGUAUUCUGUAAUCAAAACAGAUGACGACGUUCAGUUGGUCUUCGAAACCACCAAAA